GUUGAUGCUACCAGACCGGGGAGCCACCACGACGACUAAACGCCCUGACUCAUUUUGCACCGGGAUUUUCUUUCAUUCGAGGGGACAUUUGGACAGUGGUCUUUCUCUAGUCCGGUUUGGUUGACGCGUUGACGCGUUGGAAAGAGAGGGAGGCGCUGGCAGCGGAGCGGAGCGACCACCGAGUUCUUCUAACCCAGUCUCACCCCCUCCCUAACAACAUGCUUUUCGCCAGACUGCGGGUCCGAGUCGACGCUCAGCGUGGCCGUUUCUCUGCGAGCAGCUGAGAGCAAGGGGAGCAAUCGUGGCAGUUUGGGGAACUUUUAGUAGCAAAAAAAGCAGCAGCACUGGUAGCAUCUCCACCUCCUGUUUCACACUUCUGUAUUCAUCUGAGCUCACAAUGAGUUAGAGGGCAUCAUUGACCAUUGCCACAGCUGCCUUCCGAACUCACCAUCUGGAGCACCUUGUCUGGAGACGAAAGCGUCACUUGCCCUGCUUCAUGAGCCAGCAGGAUGCAGCUGAGGUCCUCGCACUCUCUGAGCGCCUCCUCAUAGCUUCACACAAGGGACAAGCUGACAAUGUGGUCCAGCUUAUCAACAGAGGGGCAAAAGUAGCAGUCACCAAGUAUGGCAGAAGCCCCCUGCACUUGGCUGCUUACAAAGGCCACAUUGAGGUUGUGCGUAUCCUGCUCAAAGCUGGCUGUGACCUGGACAUUCAGGACGACGGGGAGCAGACGGCAUUGCACCGGGCUGCUGUGGUUGGAAAUGGCGACGUUAUCAGUGCACUCAUCCAGGAAGGGUGCGCACUGGACAGACAGGACAAGGAUGGCAACACUGCUCUCCAUGAGGUGUCCUGGCAUGGUUUCAGUCAGUCUGUCAAACUACUGGUGAAGGCUGGAGCCAAUGUUCACGCCAAAAACAAGGCAGGUAACACAGCUCUCCACCUUGCGUGUCAGAAUGGUCACACCCAGAGCUCCAAGGUUCUUCUCCUGGGAGGAUCCAGGCCAGACAGCAAGAACAAUGCAGGGGAUACGUGUCUGCAUGUAGCAGCUCGCUACAACCAUGUGGCUAUGAUCCGCAUCCUACUGGGAGCCUUUUGCUCUGUGUCAGAGAAGAACCAGGCUGGGGACACUCCGCUACACGUUGCAGCUAGUCUGAAUCAUAAGAAGACUGUACGUUUGCUGCUGGAGGCUGGGGCAGAUGGUCACAUCUGCAACAAUACUGGUCAAACAGCUUUGGACCUUGCCAGAGAACACAACAACCCAGAUGUGGCUCUUCUUCUGACUAAAGCUCCCCAGGUGCAGAGUUUUGUACGUGGAAGGAAUGUGAGGAAGAGGAGAGACAAGUUGAAGGCAGAGGGUAGAGCUCAGUCUGUGCCCAGAGAUGAGAUGUUACCCUGUAAGGAAAGUGCAUCUGCUGCUGAUGACACGCAAAGCAGUGACCAAGCUGCUUGCAAACGCAAUGAGGUGACAGAGUCAAAAACUAGAAGGGGAAAGAACAGGAAAGACAAAGAAAAACCCUCUUUGUCAGACCCCCUCUGCUGCAGGGAGACCAGACACAGUGAAGCCUUCCACAGGAGGAAAGGUAAACUGCAUGGAGCCUCCCCUCAUGGAUCCAUCCCUCCUCACAACUAUAAAGCCUAUCAGCUCUACACACUUUACCGUGGCAAGGAUGGCAAGAUCAUGCAGGCUCCUUUAAAUGGCUGCCGCUGUGAGCCUCUCAUCAAUAAACUGGAAAACCAGCUGGAAGCUACAAAGGAGGAGAUGAAGACAGAGAUCCAUACAGUCCAAGAUCUAAUGAACAGCAAGAUGGGGCAGCUGGAUCGCAAGAACAAACACCAGAUCCGGGCUCUUGACAAGAUGACGUUGGAGAGAGUGUCAGCAGAGAAGAGCGAGUGUCUGCAGAGGAUUGAGCAGCGGGCCCUGCAGGAGCGGCAGGAGGCAGAGAAACGACAGGCAUCUCUAGUCAGCGAGCUGAAGAACUGGUGUCUUUCCAAACUGCAGAACAUGGAGGUUCGCUUCACGGGGGACCCCGGUGGCACCAAGCUACAGCACUCUUCCUCCACGGUCAUGGGUCUGAAUGAAGCAGAGGGGGCUGACCUCACUGUGCUGCCUGCUGGACAGGAGGGCGCCUUCCAGUGCCUGGAGCUCCAUGACAGCCCUGCACUACUGGAGCCCAUCCAGGCAGAAGCUAGCAUGGCGGAGGCCACAUCGGCCAACCACUACUUUGUGGUUCAUGUAGAGAGCUCUCCAGAUGGUGAUAAGGCUCAUAAUGCAGAUGUCAGCUCUCCUGCAGCAGUGAAGAGCCCGCUGUCAUCUGUUCAGGUGGUCCGGCCGAAGGAGCGCCCAGUGAUCUGCGCUAACACCCAGAGGAAUAUGGACACAGAUGGGUAUGAAGCAAGUGGGAGAAGCCGCCACAGAGCCAGUAGCCUGUCUCCGGCCACAGAGCGCUGUAUCAGCAGGACCGAUAGAGGCCUCAGAGACAGAGAGCGUGGCCGCGACAGAGGCAAACACCAUAAGAAGCAUUCUCAGGGCAGGACUAAGUCCAGAGGGGCGGCUACAGGGAGCACAACACUAGAAGUCUUUGGAGACCAGGCCAGCGGGCCGUCCUUUGCCAGCGAGCCGUCCUUUGCCAAGGAGCGGGACAACAUGCACGCCCUGGAGGUUACCCAGUACUUCUUUGAGACGGUGUCCACCCAGAUGGAACGCUGGUAUGAGAGGAAGGUACAGGAGGCUCGCUGGCAGGCCGAUCAGAGGUCUCAGGCUGAUAGAGCUGCUCUGAUUGAGAGGAUCACCUACUUGGAGGAUGAACUGCGGAUGCUGAGGACUAACAGACAUGAUGACUGCACCCUCUGAAUCAUACCACAAUGGAAUACACAUGCUCCUAUUUUACAGUUUUUUUCAAAUAAAUCAUCCACAUUUUCUGUCCUGAUGGUUGUCAUGGUAGCACUGGCCUGGUAUGUUGACAUGUGUACAUAGAGUUUUUUAGUAACAAAGGCAGCUCUCCGGCACUACGUUGUAAAUAAACCUAGGAAUGUAAAGCUAGAGGUGUGAUUUAAAGGAUACACCAUCACGCAUUAAUAGUGAAGUGUAAACUAACCAGACCCUAAAUAUUAACCCCAUGAGCUAUGUCUUUCAUAAAUACUGUGAGUACACUGUAGAUUAUAAUGACAGCUGUCCAAUGGAGAGGAUCACAGCAUAAUAAGCUCUGUGUUGGUAUCUGUAUGCUGGAAUCAGCCCUGUGGGGAACAAGCUUAACUAACACUGUAUGUGAAACCCUGCUGAAGGAUUUUAUUUGACUGCUGAUGUUUCUGAAUGGUAUAUAUGUACGGAUGCGGAAUUAUGCACAGCUCCAAUAAUCAGACUUGUACAAUGUUUAAAUAUAUUUUUUUCAUUAAAAUUUUUUAAAUGUU
Messenger RNA from Mugil cephalus (flathead mullet), 3408 nucleotides. RefSeq names its product ankyrin repeat domain 6b (gene ankrd6b). Lineage: Eukaryota; Metazoa; Chordata; Actinopteri; Mugiliformes; Mugilidae. The record is from RefSeq and is a predicted model, not a curated record. Bases 497 to 2851 code for a protein of 784 amino acids. Gene Ontology annotation, molecular function: protein binding. The transcript is spliced from 16 exons. Gene Ontology annotation, cellular component: cytoplasm; nucleus.